GCGCGCGCGUGGGCGGACGGGGUGGCGGUUGGUGUUUGAAGCGCUGCGCGAGCGAGAGAGAGAGAGGGAGAGAGAGUCGCGAGGGGAGGAUGAACAGCCGUUUACAGGAGAUCAGAGAGAGGCAGAAGCUGCGGCGUCAGCUGCUGGCACAGCAGCUGGGAGCUGAAAGUGCUGAUAGUAUUGGGGCAGUCCUGAACAGCAAAGAAGAACAGAGAGAGAUUGCUGAAACCAGAGAAACGUGCAGGAGCAGACUGUUUUGGGCAACAUAUGACACAUCUGCACCAACUGCUAAACGCAAAUUUCAAGAAGAAGGGGAGGCUGUCGAAGAAGAAUUUGAUGAGUAUAAAGAUGAAGUGGUGGAAGAAGAAGAAGUGAAUAUGGCUUAUAAUGAGGAAAUUUACAAGGAUUCCAGCACAUUUUUAAAGGGAACACAAAGCCUUAACCCACACAAUGACUACUGCCAACAUUUUGUGGAUACUGGUCAUCGUCCCCAAAACUUCAUUCGGGAUGUAGGCCUGGCAGACAGAUUUGAAGAGUACCCAAAGCUGCGUGAAUUGAUUCGAUUGAAAGAUGAUCUGAUUUCACAAACUAACCCUCCUCCAAUGUAUUUACAAGCAGACCUGGAGACAUAUGAUGUUCGAGAGCUGAAAUGUAAAUUUGAUGUUAUUCUGGUGGAACCACCAUUAGAAGAAUACUACAGAGAAACUGGAGUAACAGCCAAUGAGAAGUGCUGGACAUGGGAUGAUAUCAUGAAGCUGGAAGUUGAAGAAAUUGCAGCUCCUAGAUCAUUUGUUUUCUUGUGGUGUGGCUCAGGGGAUGGUCUUGACCUUGGCAGAGUGUGCCUACGCAAGUGGGGAUUCAGACGUUGUGAAGAUAUUUGCUGGAUCAAAACUAAUAAAAAUAAUCCUGGGAAAACCAAAACCCUGGAUCCAAAGGCUGUCUUCCAGAGAACAAAGGAACAUUGCCUAAUGGGUAUCAAAGGGACAGUACGCAGAAGUACAGAUGGUGAUUUUAUUCAUGCAAAUGUCGACAUUGACCUUAUUAUUACAGAAGAGCCAGAGAUUGGCAAUCUUGAAAAACCAGUCGAAAUAUUUCACAUCAUUGAACAUUUCUGUCUGGGACGAAGAAGAUUACAUCUCUUUGGAAGGGACAGCACAAUAAGGCCUGGUUGGCUCACUGUGGGCCCUGGACCUACAAACAGUAACUUUAAUGCUGAAACUUAUAACUCGUACUUUACUGGCCCAAACGUGCACCUGACUGGUUGUACAGAAGAGAUUGAGAGACUUCGACCUAAGUCACCACCUCCAAAGUCAAAAUCUGAUCGAGGAGGUGGAGCAGCCAGAGGUGGUGGACGAGGUGGGGCUUCAGCAGGACGUGGUGAGAGGGGAAGAGAACGAAACCGAGGAAACUUCAGGGGAGAAAGGGGGGGAUUUCGAGGGGGGCGUGGUGGAGCUCACAGAGGAGGAUUUGCUUCUCGAUGAUGGUUCUCCAAAGUAGCUGAAAGUAAACUCAGUUGACAUUGCAUGACUGCUGAGCUUCAGUAUCUGUCUGAAUUAUCAGCACUGCUCUACUUUUCUACUUUUUUAAAAAAAACAAGGAAUAAUUUCAUUUAUAGUGACAAAAGGCAUUGUGUACAAAGGACAAAGUUGUGCACUCACAUCAUGAAAAGUGUUUUAUGAUGAAUGAAGUGCAGUAUAGUUGCGUUCAAAUCAGUUAUACUGUGUAUUCACAUUGUGUUCCAUUUAAAACUGUUCAGAACACUUUAAAGCUGCAAUAUCUGAUAACUCAAUCCUGUAGUUUGUUUUAGGGUUAAGAAUCUGAAUAAAACGUGCUUAAAAAAUAUUUUGAAGACAAUUAUUUUUUCUCAUUGGGUAGACAUUUGAUUGAACUGCGCAGUCUUUUGUAUAUUGAAGUGGGUUGAUUAAAACCAAUAUUUUAUUCCAGUUUUGCAAAACAUGCAAUAUAAGUGAGAUUUUCCAUUUUAGCUCCAGUUAAAACCAUCUUCAAACAUUGCUUUUACUGCUGCUAAAUAUCUGAAUAUAAAUGCUCAUCCUUCAAUACAUAGGACGAAAAAGUAUUAGAACCAACUCCUUUAAGUUUAUUUCUUUAAACCACUUCUCUUUGGUUUAAAGAAAUAAAUACUUUCAGUUUCAAAAUGCUGAGAUCUCCCCGAUGGAAUAGAAAGUCUUCCCCUGUUUCACACCCAACAACAAUAAAUUCAAUUUGUAUAGCACCUUUCACGUCAAGAGAACAUCCCAAGGAGACCCAUUCAGGGUCAGGGAUUUAAUGUGAACUCCCUUUACAUUUUCUCCUCUCCCCUACCCACCUACAAAAAAUAUUACACACAAUCUCAAUCUUGGAAGUGCCCCAACUGCAGCAAUUUUGAAUUUACAUUUUAUCCCUUUAUCAACAUUAUGACAUUUUGAUUCCCUUGUUAAUACUAAUAUUUUUAUUCUAUAUAAUUCUAGUGCAGAGCCACUGAAUAAAGAAGCAGCUCCCACCCUAUAUUUUCCACAUCUCGUCCAAUCCUCAAUUUCUCUUUUAAAUUUCUCACACUUUUUGUUUUUCACGUGGAGUCCAGUAGCUCAGUGAUUAGAGCACUCGCUUUGCAAGCGAGAGACCUGAGUUCAAUUCCAGGCAGGGCGAACCUUGGGCAAGUUUCCUUACUCCACACAGAGCCUAAUAAUAAUCCCUCC
Callorhinchus milii (elephant shark) is the source of this 2696-nucleotide messenger RNA. RefSeq names its product methyltransferase 14, N6-adenosine-methyltransferase subun (gene mettl14). Gene Ontology annotation, cellular component: nucleus; RNA N6-methyladenosine methyltransferase complex. The record is from RefSeq and is a predicted model, not a curated record. Gene Ontology annotation, molecular function: mRNA binding. Bases 90 to 1481 code for a protein of 463 amino acids. Lineage: Eukaryota; Metazoa; Chordata; Chondrichthyes; Chimaeriformes; Callorhinchidae. The transcript has 12 exons.